UUCAGUGUUUCUCCGCGCUUCCGUUUAUGCGUUUUGGUUGUGGUUCGGUGUGGAAGCAAAUAAAGUCGGCCAGGUUUCGAAGUUGAAUUUUAGUGUUUUACGGACACAAGUUUCAAAGUCACCACUUUUCAAGUAACGUGAAGAAAAUGGCUGAAAGUAAGGGUGCGUUGAUUGCGAAGACAGUACAAAAACAUGCAGGCAGAGCGAAGGAGAAGUUCCUUCAAAAUCUGGGCAAGGUGGACAGAACUGCAGAUGACAUAUUCGAUGAACAUCUACAGAACUUCAUGAGGCAGCAAAAUGCCGCUAACAGAUUGCAGAAGGAGUUCAACAAUUACAUCAGGUGUGUUAGAGGUUCACAAAUGACGUCGGAAUGUUGUCCAAGUAUAGAGCCAUGGAGAUCCUGUGAAGAAUGCAAUAUCUGCUGUUAUUGGAAAAGAGUUACAUCGGUACAAGCGGCGUCAAAAACACUCAUGGAUUCCCUGAACGAAAUCUACGAAAGCCAAUGGACUGGUCAUGAUCUUUUGUAUGUGCAGGCUCAAAAUCUAGACAUGCUGUGGCAAGAUUUCACUCAUAAGCUUGCAGAUCAAGUUCUCGUGCCUCUCAAUACAUAUCAAAGUCAAUUUCCAGAGAUGAGGAAAAAAAUUGAUAAGCGUGGACGCAAGCUUGUAGAUUAUGACAGUCAAAGACACAAUUUCCAAUCACUACAAUGCAAUCCAAGAAAGCGAGACGAACUUAAAGUUUCUCGAGGAAAAGAAUUAUUGGAGGAAGCUAAGCGUACAUACGAACAACUUAAUUCUGAGCUUCAUGACGAACUACCUGCUUUAUAUGACUCGCGUGUUCUUUUCCUCGUUACUAAUUUGCAGACAUUGUUCGCUGCGGAACAAGUAUUUCAUACUGAAAGUGCUAAGGUAUAUUCGGAACUAGAAGCAAUUGUUGAUAAGCUGGCUAAUGAAAGCCAGAGAGGAUCGUAUACGCUCAAGAAAACUACCGAACCACAAUCUCCGAAAUCACCUAAUGCCAACUCUUCUUUGAUAAUCAACACACAACCAGCUCAAAAUAAUGUUUCACCAGCCGUGGAUGAUUCUGCUCCGGUAGCAAGAAACACAUCACCGACUACUCAAUUAAAUGGCAAUGCUAACAGCAAUGCUAACAGCAAUGAUAAUUCCCUCAGUAACCAGGAUGUGCCUCCGCAAAGCACAGUUACGGCAUCUAAACGAGUAGAAGAAUUGUACGAUAUUCCAGUUGAGGUGGAAUAUGAAAAUGGUACCAAUUUAUCUCUAGGGGCAACGACUGACAACUUACCACCUGGGGUUUUGUACAGAGUCAAGGCUACUUACAAAUAUAGAUGUGAGGAUGCAGAUGAAUUGUCAUUUGAUGUUGGUGAUAUUAUUCGUGUAGUGGAGUAUGAUGAUCCAGAAGAACAGGAGCAAGGUUGGUUAAUGGGUAUCAAGGAAGGUACAGAUGAAAAGGGUAUGUUUCCAGCGAAUUUCACAAAACCACUGUGAAAACUUCACUAAAUUCGUUUAUUACACUCCAAUGCUCACUGAAACGACGUAUUCUAUUUUAAGAAUAGUUGCAAUAUUGAAAGUGAGAGUC
Habropoda laboriosa is the source of this 1596-nucleotide messenger RNA. RefSeq names its product amphiphysin (gene Amph). Lineage: Eukaryota; Metazoa; Arthropoda; Insecta; Hymenoptera; Apidae. The record is from RefSeq and is a predicted model, not a curated record. Gene Ontology annotation, molecular function: phospholipid binding; protein binding. Bases 147 to 1505 code for a protein of 452 amino acids. Gene Ontology annotation, cellular component: cytoplasm; plasma membrane. The transcript is spliced from 10 exons.